Messenger RNA from Scophthalmus maximus (turbot), 4913 nucleotides. RefSeq names its product aldehyde oxidase 5 (gene aox5). The transcript has 33 exons. Lineage: Eukaryota; Metazoa; Chordata; Actinopteri; Pleuronectiformes; Scophthalmidae. The coding region runs from base 60 to 4298 and encodes 1412 amino acids. Gene Ontology annotation, molecular function: molybdopterin cofactor binding; iron ion binding; FAD binding. The record is from RefSeq and is a predicted model, not a curated record.
CGCCACGUCUAUAAAUGUGAAGCCUGGGGACCCAGAGCUCAACAUUCAAACUCAUCAGCAUGUCUGAUCUCAAUGCUGUGUCUCGUGAGCUGAUCUUCUUUGUCAAUGGAAAAAAGAUGAUUGAGAAGAAUGCAGAUCCAGAAGAGGUGCUGCUCAGCUAUCUGAGGAGAAAAGCUGGUUUGACUGGUACCAAGUACGGCUGUGGCACUGGAGGCUGUGGAGCCUGCACCGUCAUGGUGUCCAGCUACAGCGGCCACCAAGAAAGAGUCAUGUAUCCUUUUUUUGUACUUUCCACGACAAGAUGGAUUUUUUUAAACAAGGCCUUUCUCAAAAAUAAGAGUUUAUGUAUCUUGACCUUUGACCCAUGCAGGCACUACACGGUCAACGCCUGUCUGCAGCCGAUCGUCACCCUGCACGGUGCAGCGGUGGUGACGGUCGAAGGCGUCGGCAGCACUAGGACCAAACUCCACCCUGUUCAGGAGCGAAUAGCGAAAGCUCACGGCACCCAGUGUGGUUUCUGCACUCCAGGGAUGGUGAUGUCGAUGUACACCCUGCUGAGGAACAAGCCCCGGCCCACCAUGGAGGACAUCAAGGAAGCGCUCUGCGGGAAUAUUUGCCGCUGCACUGGCUACAGGCCAAUCAUUGAUGGAUUUAAGACUUUCUGUGGACGCGAGGAGACAUCGGGCUGCUGUCAAAACGGAGGAGGAAAAUGCUGUAUGGAAAAUGGAACAAAUGGGAGUAAAAGCAACAGUGAUGAGGAAAGUGAUGUAUGUCCAAAAUGUCAAGUUCCAUGGGGUUCCCUGUGCUGCUGCUGCUGCUGUGUACACUUGAUUUAUAAAUUGUUAAUAUGUUGUUUUGUCCUGGGUCAGAUCUCUCAGGAAUUUUCCCCAAUGGACGACCUGUUACCCCUCGAUCCUUCCCAGGAUCUCAUCUUCCCUCCAGAGCUGCUGAUCAUGGAGAAGAAAUUCAGUGGCGACGCUCUCCAUUUCCAAGGGCAGAGAGUGAGUUUGGUGGCUCCCUCUGAGCUGCUGCACCUCCUGGAGCUGAAAGCCGAACAUCCCUCAGCUCCACUGACUGUCGGCAACACGACCAUCGGGCCGAAAAGGCUUCUAAAAGGAGUCCAUCAUCCUCUGGUGGUCUACGUCGGAAGGAUUUCCGAGCUCAGAGCUGUGACGUGGGGGGAGAAUGGUCUGACAGUGGGAGCUGCCUGCAGCCUCAGCGUGCUGAAGGAGGAGCUGGAGAAGGCCGUGGCGGAGAUGGAGGAAGAGAGGGCCAGGGCAUACCGCCUGAUACUGCAGACCCUUCAGUGUCUGGCAGGGAAGCAGAUACGCAACAUGGCGAGUGUCGGUGGGAAUCUCCUCAGUGCCGAUUCCAAAUACGACCUCGGCAGCGUUAUGGCUGCCCUGGACUGCACCCUGCACGUCAUCUCCAAAGAUGGGAUGAGGGACAUCCACAUGAACGAAAAGCUCUUCCCCGACUUUGGAAAAACAUCCCUCAGGCCCAACGAAGUCCUACUGUCCAUCGACAUUCCCUACUCCAAACCUUGGGAGUCUGUGGCUUGGUACCGGCAGGCCCAGAGACGGGAGUUUGCCUUUGCCAUUGUGAACGCUGGUAUGAAGGUGGCCGUGAGGGAGGGAACCGACAUCGUGGAGUCCCUCAACGUCUACUACGGGGGAGUUGGAUCGACUCUGGUCAAAUGCGGACGGACGUGCCAGCAGCUCGUUGGGCGGCGGUGGGGAGAGGAUCUUCUCACAGACGCCUGCCGAUUCAUAAAGGAAGACGUGGACGUUUCUUUGUCGAUCCACGGAGGGCGGGCGGAGUAUCGCAAGACCCUCGCCAUCAGCUUCUUCUUCAAGUUUUACAUGCAAGUUGCCCUGGAGAUGAGAGAGAGGGGUGUUUCAGAUGUGGAUCUUCCCCUGGAAUACCUGAGCGCACUCAAGCCCUUCAAGAACGAAGUGCCACAGGGUCAACAGUCCUACCAGCUCGUAUCCGAGGCCCAGCCCUCCGCUGAUCCAGUGGGUCACCCCAGCAUGCACCAGUCUGCUUUCCAGCAGGCCACGGGCGAAGCCAAGUAUUACGACGACCUGCCGCCGGUGAAGGGAGAGCUCUUCAUCUUCAUGGUGACGAGCACCAGGGCCCACGCCAAAAUCAUUAACAUCGACCCGUCAGAGGCCCUGAAAAUGCCCGGUGUGGUUACUUGUAUCUCUGCCGGAGACGUUCCCGGGGCGAACCGCAGACUCUUCAUGAACUACACAGAGGAACUCUUUGCCACGGAAGAGGUGAUUUGUGUGGGUCAGAUCAUCUGUGCCGUGGUGGCGGAAAGCAGGGAACAGGCCAGAAGAGCGGCUGAGACGGUCCAGAUCACCUACCAGGACCUCCAGCCCGUCUUCUUCACCAUACAGGACGCCAUCAAGCACAAGUCUUUCUUUGAGCCGAGGAGGAAGGUGGAGAGAGGUGACGUGGACGCAGCGUUAAAGAUGGCUGAACAAAUUCUGGAGGAUGAGAUCUAUAUGGGUGGUCAGGAGCACUUCUACAUGGAGACUCAGGGACUGAUCGCCGUUCCCAAAGGAGAAAAUGAAGAGAUGGAUUUGUUCGUAUCCACUCAGCACGCCGCCCUCACUCAGGAGGUGGUCGGCACGGCGCUGGGCAUAGCCUCCAACAAGAUCACCUGUCACGUGAAGAGGCUGGGCGGAGGAUUCGGGGGGAAGGUGAUGAAGAUCGCCUCCCUCUCUGCCAUCACUGCUGUCGCGGCACACAAGACUGGGAGGGCGGUGCGCUGCUGUCUGGAGCGGGGCGAUGACAUGCUGAUCACCAGCGGCAGACACCCGUUCCUCGGAAAGUACAAGGUCGGAUACAACAGAGACGGCACCAUCAUCGCAGCAGACAUCAUUUACUACAGCAAUGGAGGGUGCACACUGGACGAGUCGUCCUUCAUAAUGGACAAAGCUGUCCUCCAUAUGGACAACGGCUACAAGAUCCCCAACCUGCGAGGUCGGGGCGUGGUGUGUAAAACCUACCUGCCGUCUUACACAGCCUUCCGGGGCUUCGGGGGCCCCCAAGGCCUGACCGUGAUCGAGAGCGUCCUGCACGAGGUGGCCGUCCGCUGCGGCCUGCCUCCCGAAAAGGUCAGAGACAUGAACAUGUACAGGGAGGAGCUGUGCCACACGCACUACAAGCAGCCCUUCUGCCCCACCAACAUGGUCCGCUGCUGGGACGAGUGUCUGGAGAGGGCCGACUACCAGGAGAGACUGCGGUCCAUCCAGCUCUUCAACUCCGCCAACCGCUGGAGGAAGAGAGGCAUCGCUGCCGUGCCGCAGAAAUUCGGUGUGGGCUUCUCCAAAGGUUUCUAUAAUCAAGGUGCCGCUCUGGUAAACAUCUUCAAAGACGGCUCGGUGCUGGUGACACACGGAGGGACGGAGAUGGGCCAGGGCAUCCACACCAAGGCCGUGCAGAUAGCCAGCCGCGUCCUCAACGUCCCCAUGGCCUCCAUCUUCAUCAAAGAGACGUGCACAGGAAACGUCCCAAACGCAGCACCGUCUGCCGCCUCCUUCGGCACCGACAGUGUGGGCAUGGCCGUCAAGGAUGCUUGUGAGAAGCUGAUGAGACGCCUGAAACCACUGAUGGAGAAGAAUCCCCGGAACACAUGGAAGCAAUGGGUCAACGACGCUUUCUUCCAGAAGAUCAGUUUAUCCGCGACUGGAUUCUUCAUGGGACCACCCACCAAUGUGGACUGGGAGAAGGGCGAAGGUGCAGCGUACUACUACUUCACCUAUGGCGCCUGCUGCUCCGAAGUGGAGAUCGACUGUCUCACUGGGGAUCACAAGAACAUCCGAACCGACAUCGUGAUGGAUGUUGGGAAGAGCAUCAAUCCUGCUUUGGACAUUGGACAGGUGGAGGGAGGCUUCGUUCAGGGCGUCGGCCUGUACACCAUCGAGGAGCUGCAGUUCUCCCCGGCCGGAGUCCUGCUCACCAGAGGGCCGUCCCAGUACAAGGUGCCGGCACUCUGUGACGUCCCGGCUCAGCUCAACGUUCACCUGCUUGCCGACUCCGAAAACCCUUGUGCCAUCUACAUGUCAAAGGGCGUUGGUGAGCCUCCGGUCUUCUUCGGCGCCACUCUUUUCUUCGCCAUCAAGGCGGCCAUCGCAGAGGCACGGAGAGAGAGAGGCCUCGGCGAGCCUUUCCCCCUGAGCUCACCCGCUACAGCUGAGAAGAUCCGCAUGGCCUGCCAGGACCAAUUCACUGAAAUGGCCUCGCCUCAGACGAAUGGGACAGCGACUCCGUGGUGCAUUCAGGUGUGAUCGUCCACAGACCACGAGAAGACAAGUCAGUUUUAGUUUAGUAAGUAAUUAUGGGCUUUUCUUUCUUUCUUCUGCACUUUUUUUUCUGUGCUUGUGUCCUGCUACUGAGUGAACACAGAGCAAACGAUGGAUUUAUUUGACACAUUCAAAUAUUUGCUGCAUAUAUAAUUAUUUAUUCUGUUAUACAUUUGAGAUUUGAUGCUUUAAUGCAUUCAGUUCACAUAUUGUUGGUAUUUUAAUUAUAUGUAAAAAUUAUUUCAUGGCAUAUUCAUAUGAUAACUGUACUAGGUAAUUAUUAUUUGUUACAUUUAGUCUACAGUCAAUCUAGAUUUAGUUUGACCACAAAAAAGCAAAAGAAUCCAGUUUUAGAUGUUUAAGGCCCAUGGUUUGAAAGAUCCUGGUUUGCUGACUGGAAUCUGGAAACAAAGUAAAACAACAAACAAAUUGAAUUAAAAUAAAUGAAUGGCAUAUGUAUGGCUAUCAUUUUUUUUGUUGUUUUGGCAACUUGUCUAUUUUAUAUUAUUAAGAAAAAACUAUGAAGAGAUUUCACUCGUUUUUCUUCCCUUUCUUUGUUAAAAUCAAUUCACUCUAUCUGGAUUAAAUAUAAUUUGUCUA